ACAAAAAUCCCUUUUGUGAAAAGUAAUGGAGAUUGCUUACUACUUAGUCUCAUUUUUAUUUGCAUUUACUUUAGUAGUAAUAUAUGCAUGGAGGUUGUUGAAUUGGGCAUGGUUUAGGCCAAAGAAACUGGAAAGAUGCCUCAGAAAACAAGGUCUCAAAGGAAACUCUUACAAACUAAUUUCUGGAGACCUCAAAGAGUCGUCCAAAAGCAUUGAAGAUGCUAAGUCCAAGCCAUUGAAUGUGUCUGAUGAUGACAUAUCACCCAGAAUUCUCCCUUAUAUCGUUGAAACAAUCAAGAAACACGGUAAAAACUGUUUUAUGUGGGUUGGGCCGAAGCCUAUGAUACUUGUAAAGGACCCUGAGGUAAUAAAGGACGUGUUUAUCAAACAUGCUCCCUAUCAUAAGCCAAAUUCAACUCCCCUGACCAAGUUGUUGGUACAAGGAGUUGCAACUUACGAAGAGGAUAAAUGGGCAAAGCACAGAAAAAUCCUCAAUCCGGCUUUCCAUAUGGAGAAGAUAAAGCAUAUGCUUCCAGCAUUUCAUAUGAGCUGCAGUGAGAUGGUGAACCAAUGGGAGGAGGCUGUCUCAGUGAAGGGAACAUCUUGCGAACUCGAUAUAUGGCCUUACCUUCAAAGAUUUAGUAGUGAUGCGAUUUCGCGCACAGCCUUUGGAAGCAAUUAUGAAGAAGGGCGAAAGAUAUUUGAGCUUCAAAAGGAACAAGCUGAGCAUGUCAUUGAAGUGUCUCGUACGUUAUAUAUUCCAGGAUGGAGGUAAUAAAAAGUUAUUUUUCCCGAGUUUAAGUUAUGUAUUACGAAAUUCGUCGCUAAUCUGUUGUUAAAUGGUCCCUAGCUAACAUAUUCUUUUUUAAUAAUGAUGUCUAAUCCAUCAUUUAAUAGGAUUAGUAAUGAUCUUUUGCUAUUUAGGACAGAAGUUUUCCUUUAAUAACAAGUUUGAUAAGCUAUGCUAUUUUGUGUUUUGAUGAUUUGACAAACCUACUCGAGGAACUAGGUAUGUCUUCAGAGGGACCAUAUAUGUUUACAGAGGGAAUGAAUGAGGGACCAGAUGCGAUCAGGUUCCCUAGCCGUUGCUCGGUCAACUCUACAUCUGUAAAACGGCUGACACUGUACCGACUGGACAGUGCAGUAGCAUAGCUGUAGUGUGCUAGUGGACAAUGCAAUGUCCCUUUCAUCUCAACACUUGAUCCUCAUAUAUAAACAAUAUUAUAC
Molecule: messenger RNA, 1227 nt
Organism: Lycium ferocissimum
Lineage: Eukaryota; Viridiplantae; Streptophyta; Magnoliopsida; Solanales; Solanaceae
Product: cytochrome P450 CYP72A219-like
Exons: 3
Coding region: 26-775 (249 amino acids)
Molecular function (GO): heme binding; iron ion binding; monooxygenase activity
Source: RefSeq, a predicted model, not a curated record